Messenger RNA from Bombyx mori (domestic silkworm), 8427 nucleotides. RefSeq names its product WD repeat-containing protein 20. The transcript is spliced from 3 exons. Gene Ontology annotation, molecular function: protein binding. The coding region runs from base 257 to 1765 and encodes 502 amino acids. The record is from RefSeq and is a predicted model, not a curated record. NCBI's taxonomy places the organism in Eukaryota, Metazoa, Arthropoda, Insecta, Lepidoptera, Bombycidae.
UUGUCAAGCAUCGACACCUGACUUGUGACUGCAUACAACUUUUCACUUCAAUCAACGCUUAUAAUUAAAAAACGGUAAUCAAACAGACUUAUCGUAUGAUAGGUGAAUGAAUUUAAUACUCGAACACGUGUGAACAAGUGAUGGCAAUCGUGUGCGACCGGUGGGAAUCCGGCUGGCAGACUGUUUAAUCUAUCAAACGCAAUCGGAGCUUCUCUUGCAGCAGUCUCCAUGAAUAAUAACAGGAUAAUAUGUUAAUAUGGCUGUGCAAUCGGACUCUGGAGGGAAGGACGAAGUAAAGACUCAGUUUGUGACACGCGAAGGGACUUACCGCUUGAUGACUUUGUCGGAGUACUCAAGACCAAAUCGCGUGGGUUAUACCAGCGGGUCGGGGUCUUCGCACGUCCGCGUGUCUCUGGUGUCAUUGCCGCCAAGUCCUGGAGUCGGAAACUCGGACUCUCAAAACUCGGACGACAGAAUAUGUUUCAAUCAUGGCAAAGAACUCUAUGUUUACGUGUACAGAGGUGUCAAAAAGGCAGCUGAUCUCACCAAACCUGUAGACAAGAAAAUGUACAAAGGAACUAAUCCUACAUGUCAUGAUUUCAAUACUGUCACAAUGACGGCUGAUAGUGUAUCAUUAGUUAUAGGAUUUUCUACUGGCCAAAUACAACUAAUAGACCCUAUUAAAAAAGAAUUAAGUAAAUUAUACAACGAAGAGAGACUGAUAGACAAAAGUCGAGUGACAUGUAUCAAGUGGGUGCCAGGGUCAAGCAACUUAUUCAUAGCAGCACAUGCGAGUGGACAGCUUUAUGUUUACAAUGAGGAACUUGGCUGUGGUUCAGGUGCACCACAAUACCAGCCUUUCAAGCAAGGCGAAGGCUAUGUCAUUAGUACCUGUCGGGCCAAGUCAACACGCAACCCACUUUAUCGCUGGCUAGUUGGAGAUGGAUCCUGUGUGAACGAGUUUGCAUUUUCCCCUUGCGGGGCCAACCUUGCUGUCGUCUCGCAGGACGGCUUUCUUCGCGUAUUUCACUACGACACGAUGGAGCUUGUCGGCCGGGCGCGCUCCUACUUCGGUGGAUUCCUCUGCGUUUGCUGGUCGCCCGAUGGCAAAUACGUCGUCGUCGGCGGCGAAGAUGAUCUCGUCACGGUGUGGGCGCUCGCCGAGAGACGCGUGGUCGCACGCGGCCAGGGACACCGCUCCUGGGUCUCCGUCGUUGCCUUCGAUCCGUACGCGGUCGGUUUCGAGGCGGAAGCCGGCGAUUCCCAUUGCUAUCGGCUCGGCAGCGUCUCACAGGACACGCAGCUCUGUCUCUGGGAUCUCACCGAAGACGUUCUACGAGCGCGAGGCAGGGCGCCGCUUCCGGCUGCACCAGCCCCUCCCCUCGCCGCUCCAAACGGCACAGUGCCGCGCGCCGAGCCGCAGCGCCGUAAACACAAAGAAGAUGCCGGCUCGCUCACGCAGCGGCUCGCCGGCUUCUCGUUCGGCGACCGGCGCGACGCCCGGCGCAGCGACGGACGCGCGGGCGGUGCGGGGGCCGCAGGUGGAGCCGCGGGAGGGGGAGGGGACGCGCUGCGGCUGAUGGGCACGGCGGCGUGUCCGCGGUUCGACGAGUGCCCGGUGCUGGAGCCGCUGGUGUGCAAGAAGAUAGCGCACGAGCGGCUGACGGCGCUGCUGUUCCGCGCGGAGUACCUGGUGACGGCGUGCGCGGACGGCUGCGUGAACACGUGGGCGCGGCCGCGGCGGGACCGCCCGGAGCGCGACUAGUGCAGGUGCGCGGCGCCGCCCGCCGCCCCGCCCCGCUCGCUCAUCGUGUUGCUGCACGACGCGUGACUGUACCCACUGUCCCACUGUGCGUUGUGUGUGUCUCGGGGAUCUAGUGCCGUGUUCUUUAACGUUCCUGUUCUCGUAAAAGACAGAUAAUAUUAUUUAAGGAACCUCAAUCAGAAACUGAACGCUGAUCGUAUUCCCGUAUUGCAAUAUGACGACAAUAAUAUGAGUUAAACGACAGGCCUCGACCGCCAUUGUCGCCCACCGUCGCUUCGUUCGAUGUGCCGUGCCCCGAGUGACAUACCGACGAGCAUGUCUAGUGCAAAACCAUAGACGAUAAUGUUAAAAAUAAGAAUUGAGAUUUGUAAUGUAUAGAAUUAUAUAUCUAAUUGUAUUGUAUGUAAUAUAAAUGCUCACUUCUGUAAAUAUAGUUGAUUAGAUAAUUCGAGCGAUGUGAUCGCUUUUACGAGAUGCAAAAUAAAAUCGAGUGUUCCUUCAUACCAAUUAUUCAGAGUUAAAAAAAAACUAAAAUUUUCCUCGUUCAUUCUCGAUACAAUUAACGGUAACAACCGAUAAGUGCACCUAGGAUUCACGUUUUAUUUUGCGUCUCGCAAACUAUCGCAGAAGCGCAACGCACUACAGUGCUUUUCUUCUUGUAAAAAUGUUUAUGUGGAUUUUUUUAAACAAUUUAAAUGUUGAUUAUUUAAACGUCUAUGAGACUAGCGGAGUCUGAGGACAUUUUAAAGUCGAGACUCUGUUUUGUAAUUUGUUACUCGGUACGUAAUGCACGGAAGACGGAUCCUCGGGGUGGUCCGCCUGAAACGUUAUUAGAAAUGUUUGACAUUAUGCCACUAAUGCCAAAGUUUGGGGAUGACGUUUUUCGUAUUUGCUUACGUUAUGUCACUUUUACAUUUGUGAAAUUGUCACUGCUCUCUCUUGCUCCUUUUUUUUCCUACGUAUGCUGAUAACCUUGGAAGGCUAUGUCGGCGUAACUCUUAGGUAAGCUCUCGGGGCUCAAUCCAGGAGGCGUUACUAACACUGGCCCUAGCAAGAGCAGUGCUUCUACCAUCGAAUCGGAAACGCGACCCACUGAGAAAUUGCUCUGACAGUAUCAUACACACAAUAAGCCUACACUGUGUCUUAGAUUAAAUAAAACGUCACCGGCUAUGAGAGAAAGGAAAUGUGUGCUCGCACCUUCUCUCUUGCUCCUACAGUAAUAUACGAAACGUAACUCUCUCUUUCUAUCUUCACUAACUUAUAUCUCCCUCUCAACUUUCGUUCCCCUUGCCUGAUCACAAUUUUCGUAACACUCUCGACACGCAUUCACUCUUACUCCCCAAGUCAAGCGAGAGUAAAUAAAUUUUACUUCAAAAAGUUGUGGAAUAUUUAGGUUACAUCCAUUAGCGUCAUGAUGACAUAUGAAUGAUUGUGUUGACGAAAUGAAAAUAGUUCAGACUUAUGGUAUUAGUGGCAUUAAUAUACAACUUACAAAAAAAGCAGAACAAAUGAAGCUUUUUUUGAGGACUUACAGAGUGAUUACUUCGAAGAUUCCUUUUACGUGUAUUGAAAUUCAGACACUAGUAUAAUUAGAAUGUAGUUUACAGAAUUUUUAAAUUACCGAACAAGAAUCCGUGUUCGGUUUCUGUAUCGCAUUUAAGUUGAGUAUUCAUAUUCUGUGAAAGUUAAUGAAAUCGUUAUGAAGAGCAGAAGCGGUUUUUGUUGUUUUACUCGUCCGACCGGACAGCCAAAGGGAACGUAGCCCAUACAGCCAAGUCUCGAUUCGAAUGUAGUCUUCUAUCAAUGUAGAUUUUACUACUAAACAAAAAUCUUUUUAGGAAAUAUUGACAAGUCCCUCAAUUUUAUAUACGAGACGAGUUUUUAUACGACAUUCCUCCUGUGUUUCAAGCAUACAACUUAACUUUUGCGGGUUUAUUCUUUCGAUUAACUUCCUAUUUAUUUUAUUUAUGCUACAGUUUCUGGCGUUUUGAAUAGUCUAAUAAUUCAUAUAAUAAUUUUCUUAGUUCCUGCAGACUUUUUGUGGACAAAUUGAGCAAAAUAUGCACGCGAAUAAUAACUUCGGGUUAAGAUUCUAAACUUUUUUAAUAUUUGUGCUCCGUACACUUUUCUAUCUAACAUAACUGGAGUAUUUUUCAUUUCUGAUUGUUAGAUUCCAACUAUCGAGUUGUAUACCUAUAUCUAAAUUACAAUGUCGUCAUUUAAAAAAAAUGCUGAAGAAUACUUCACUUACCUUUAUCGGUUAGUAAUUCAAAUACUCGUAGUACCAGGGCCAAAAAAAAUUUUACACAUUUUUUUCAAAUUUCAGUAUUGUUUUUCAAAAGAAAAUCGUUCGUACGCCUUAAUGUAAAUGUAAAAACGCAUCUUUUAAUUCGAAAUUUAUUUAAACCUGAGUAUUCAUCAGUGAAACUUACUUCAAACACAAAAUUUUAUUUAAUAUAUUUAUAUGUAUAUGUGUUUCGAUAAAAAUAUUGAAAUUUCGACUGUUAAUGUACAGUGGACUUUAUGUUUUCAAAUUUGUUACAGCAAUUUGAACGUUCAAUAUAACGUCUAUAUUGGACGAUACUCAGUGUGCUUAGUGCGAGUUUUUUAACGUUCUCGAUAACGUAAAAGUUAAUUCAAAUUUGUAUGGAGUUGAAACGUUUGUCUACGUUUGCCGCUAGGGGCGCUGUUCCGACUGCAUACAAAUCUGAGUUAACUUUUACGCUAUCGAGAACGUUAAAAAACUCGCACUUAGUACACAGAUAACAGAAUGCAAAUGUAUCGUUUGUAUGAUAGUCUACAAUGGUCUGCAUUAAGUAAGGUCUACAUUAAGGUGUCAAGAGUAACGUGUUCAUCAGAAUUCGAGAUUACAUUGUCUAGUCUAUGAAAUGAAAGUCGGGUUUAUAGCUAAUAAUGAUUUAAGGCUGACAAAAGAAAUCAAUAAGUCAAACGGACUAAAUACAAAACUGUCUUACUUAGGCUCUCCGCGCACUAGGCAGCCUGGCUACGGCAACCGAAAUAUUUGAGCAGCCAGUUAUAGCAGCCAAUCGACGCCCAUUUAUGAUCCUUUCGUCAAGCGAUUUGGACUUUAUCUCGUAAAAAACGCAAAGCAAAGACAAUGGAUUCAUCCUCUUUUUCUAGAACGGCAUUCAAAAGGCUUAUUCUGUAACAGUGGCUCCCAAACUUAUUUUGUCUACUGCCCACUGUGAGAAUAUAUUAUUUUUUAGCGCCCACAUUUAUUAUACCUACUUAAAAACCGCUAUAGCGAGAGCUCAGUCGUGUCUAAGAGUUCCUAGAUGAAAUUAAAAAUCAUCUUCCAAGCCUCUACACAACGCCCCCAUUUUUUUCUUGGUCCCUUACCGCCCCCCAUUAGGCCUACAGCACCCACAAGGGGGCGUUAUCGCCCACUUUGGGAAAGACUUCUAUAACUAUUUUAAAGAUGUCAAUACAUACUCAGACCGGUUUUUUUAAAUACAAGAGAUUCUGCAAGCAUGCCGUGUCAUAUAACUAACAUUUGACAAAACGAAUAUGCAUUGGCUGCUACAGCAAGUGUGCGGGGACUGAUAGCAGCCACAUACAUUCGUCAACACCCGCUCGCUGUGGCUGCGCACAGCCAAUUGGCUGCCCUAGUGCACGGGAAGCCUUAGUGUGUGUUUAGUGCAGUCUAAAUUUUCACAGUUUUUAAGUUUCAUUGCGAUGACGUUGAUUAUAAUAGUUUUAGAUGUUAUAAAGAAUGCGUAUCGAGGGAAUCUAAUUUGAAAUAAAAAAAUCAGUAAAAUUCGUACCGGUACCUCAUAGAAUUUGUAGUAAAGGCAAAGAAAUAUUACGCAAUCAUUGAAUAAAUAAUUAAAUUAAUAUUAUUUUAACGUUUUUAUUACGUAUGGGUAAAUCUAAUUUCAAUGUUUCCGUAGAUUUAUAGACUGAAACGCAAAAAUCACAUUGCUAUCGUUCACUAUCAGACUGUGACUUAAGGCAAAUAAAUAGCAUUCUAUCGCGUUAAAAAGCGCGUUCUAUUCGUUUUCACAAUCUUAACACUUUGGCUGCUGUGUAGGUCACUGGCGACCUAUGUGGCGCAUUGAUUUCUUUUUUUUUCCUACCUAAGCUGAGAGCCUUGAGAUGCUAUUUCAGCGUAACCUUAACUAGUAGGUGAGCUCACGGGGCUCAAACCUGACGCCGUUGCUAACACGAACCCUAACAAGAGCCGUGCUUCGCAGAAUCUACCACCCGAUCGGAAACGCAACCCACUGAGAAGAUCCGCCGAAAAACUCAGUGGGCUGUGUCUGAGGGUUAGUUUACUCGUCGAGCCCUUCGUCGCAAGCGACGGAUUCGACGAGAACGAUGACCGGUGCUUGAGGCACCUAAAAGCAUCGUUAGUGGAUCGGGAGGAAGCGCAUUGAAGUAAUGAUGCAGAUUUCUGUUACUAAGGCGCCGGAACAUCUAGUAAAGAAUGGGAAAGACGAAUCCGAAGAUACUGAGAGUGAAUCUAUUUCUAAGAUACCUAAAAGACUAAAAUAUACCUUUUUGUUAUUUUUAUUUAUUUAUUGCUUAGAUGGGUGGGCGAGCUCACAGCCUACCUGGUGUUAAGUGGUUACUGGAGCCCAUAGACAUCUACAACGUAAAUGCGCCACCCACCUUGCACCCACCACGAUUACUGGUGGUAGGACAUCUUGUGAGUCCGCGCGGGUAGGUACCACCACUUCUGCCGUGAAACAGUAAUGCGUUUCGGUUUGAAGGUUGGGGUAGCUGCUGUAACUAUACUGAGACCUUAGAACUUAUACAUUAAGAAACAAAAGAAUAAGAACAAUAAUGGCAAAGUUGGGCAAUUCAGGCGCUUAGUAACAGAAAUCGACAUAAUUACUCCAGUGUGCCGCGUAGGGAAACUGAUCAACUACAUGGCAGUCGAAGGGUUAAAAAUAAACGUUAGUUCCACGUGGCCUUAUAAUUGUUAACUUUUAAAAUAGUUUUUAGCGGUUGCACAAUCGUUCUUUAAGCUAAUAAUAUAUUACAAUUUUGGACACAAACUUUGUGCUGUUUUAUCGAUAUUUUUGGUUAGGAACUGAUUAUGUAUGUUAUUAUAUUGGAAAAUGAAAGAAAACGCGAUUAGGGUUUAAUGCAUUUCAAGAGCUAUUCAUAAAUAUGUCAGUGUAAAAUAAUUAAUUGUCGUGGAAUUUUGAAAUCGCAAAAAAGGAAAUAUUUGUAGGCAGCGGCUUGGCUCUGCCCCUGGCAUUGCUGAAGUCCAUGGGCGACGGUAACCACUUGCCAUCAGUUGGGCCGUACGCUCGUCUGCCUACAAAGGCAAUAAAAAAAAAACUCGUUUCUAAUAAUAUUAAUUUUUUUGCUGGCUGUACCGGGUCGUUAAAGCAUCAUAUAGAUAUAGCGUUGGUUAUAUAGAUAGAUAGAGAGAUACAGUUCGUUCCUAAGAAGAAACAUCCGAGGUACAUUGUUGUUGGUGAAACUUAACAUUUCUACAUUAAUAGGUUGCGCUUCUUUAAUGUAUGGUUUAUCUUGGUAGGGUCAUACCAUUUUCUUGGUAAAAGUUGAGAGAAGACUUUAUUGUUGUAAUACAGCUGUGGAGAGUUUUGGAUAAUCACUUUUAAUCACGUCAUCCACCUUGAGAUAUAAGUUCUGAGAUCUCAAGUAUAGUUACAAAGGCUGCCCCACCCUUCAAACCGAAACGAAUUUAUGCUUCACGGUAGAAGUAGACAGGGUAGGUGGUAGGUACCUACCCGCGCGGACUCACAAGAGGUCCUACCACCAGUACAAAGUCUUCUUCGGUCGAUCUCUUCCCCCUCUACCUUGCAGUACCAUUUCCAUACAUAUUUCGGUCUGUUGACGAUGGUGACGUGUAGAUACCUUCGCUGUUUUGUUUUAGCUUUCCGCCCGCGUUGACUGCACUUUAUAUCGCAUUGGUGGGGACCCACGAUGAGUAGUGGGAUAAAAGGUAGCUUCUACAAUUUUCACGAACGGACGUCCUCGAAAUCGACUUUGGUUUGUAUGUUAAAACGUAACAUACAGACAGACAGGGCUACUUCCGUAAUAACAAUAUAAUAUUAUUAUUAGUUAUCGAACUUCUAACAACAGUAUCAAAGUACAUUCCAACUAUGACGAUAACUUUAUUGUAACAUUCGAUUUUAAUUAAACAACCUUAUGUUAUCUAAAUCGAUAUUUAAUUUUAGAGGGAUGAAAAUUUAUUUGGUUUAAGCGUCAUUUUUGCAACUUUACAAGAGAGCCAUUUAAAGUUUAAAAUUUUGGAAAAAAUAUAUCUAACAAAAAAAAAACUUCCUCAACUAUUUGAGUGUGGUAACCGUAAUUGAAGUUCAAUUAUAACACCUAAUUUUUUAUUCUAAUACCAACUAAAAGGGAUGUUUAAUUACAAAGAUAAAUGUCGUGUAUUAACUAAUAGUCUUUCAUCCCUCGAUAUGUUUAGGUACCUGUUGAAUAUGUAAUAAUAAAUAUGAAAAUUAAUUAAGUAUUCCCGAAGAUUUGCACGAAAAUAAAUCUUUACUUAACCUUUCAGCCCUUUCUUAUUACUAUUUUGUUUUUCAAUGUACCGACAUAGCGGAUUUUACUCCUUUUAAUUUAUUAUGUAUUUAGGUAGCGGAUUUGCGAUACAUCAACACGAUAAAAAGACAUGUUUUGUUAAUUAAAUGAGUAAAUUAAUA